Molecule: messenger RNA, 2229 nt
Organism: Ctenopharyngodon idella (grass carp)
Lineage: Eukaryota; Metazoa; Chordata; Actinopteri; Cypriniformes; Xenocyprididae
Product: E3 ubiquitin-protein ligase TRIM21-like
Exons: 8
Coding region: 241-1926 (561 amino acids)
Biological process (GO): protein ubiquitination
Molecular function (GO): ubiquitin-protein transferase activity; protein binding; zinc ion binding
Source: RefSeq, a predicted model, not a curated record
GAGAAAGCAGCCCGUGUCGAGCUCUUCACUGAUCUCAUCCGCUCCAUUGAGAGAUGUCAGACUGAACUGCUGGAGAUGAUGGAGGAGCAGCAGAAAGCAGCAGAGAAACAGGAGGAAGAGCUCAUUGAAGAGCUGGAGCAGGAGAUCACUGAGCUAAAGAUGAGAAACACUGAGCUGGAGCAGCUCUCACACACUGAAGAUCACCUCCACCUCCUACAGGCUUGAAGAGGGAAAAAAACAAUGGCAGAAUCUUCACCAACAUCAACAAAAGAAAGAAAAACCAGGAGAUGGAGUAGAGAUGAACCUCCAGCGAUGUCAUCCUCCAGCGGUCCACUGACUGAGGAGCUUCAGUGCUCGAUAUGCCUGGAUAUGUUCACUGAUCCAGUCAGCACUCCAUGUGGACACAACUUCUGCAAGACCUGUCUGAAGAAGUGCUGGGACAACAGCCAGACCUGCAACUGUCCAUAUUGUAAAGAAACAUUCAAGCACAGACCUGAUCUCAAGAUUAAUACCACACUCCGAGAAGUUGUAGAUCACUAUAAAAAGAAAAGUCCUGAAAGAAAACCUGAAGUUCUGAAAAAACCUGAAGUUCUGUGUGACGUCUGUGAGGAAAGAAAGCUGAAAGCCCUGAAGUCGUGUCAGGUGUGUCAGACCUCUUACUGUGAAACUCACCUGGAGCCUCAUUUGAGAGUGGCAGGUUUAAAGAAACACAAACUGAUCAAUCCUGUGAGGAAUCUGGAGGACUAUAUAUGUCAGAAACAUGAGAGACCUCUGGAGCUGUUCUGUAGAGAUGAUCAGACAUGUGUGUGUUCGAUGUGUGCUGUAAAAGACCACAAGAACCACAACACUGUUUCUUUAGAAGAGGAGAGUGAAAAGAAGAAGACUCAACUGAUGAAGACACAGAAAGAUGUGCAGCAGAUGAUCCAGGACAGAAUCAAGAAGAUUCAAGACAUCAAACACUCAGCAGAAGUCAGAAAAAGAAACACAGAGGAGGAGAAAGCAGCCCGUGUCGAGCUCUUCACUGAUCUCAUCCGCUCCAUUGAGAGAUGUCAGACUGAACUGCUGGAGAUGAUGGAGGAGCAGCAGAAAGCAGCAGAGAAACAGGAGGAAGUGCUCAUUGAAGAGCUGGAGCAGGAGAUCACUGAGCUAAAGUUGAGAAACACUGAGCUGGAGCAGCUCUCACACACUGAAGAUCACCUCCGCCUCCUACAGAUUUACUCAUCCCUGUGCAGCUCUAGAAACACCAGGAACUGGUCUGAGAUCAGUGUGAAGACUGAUGAGAGUCUGGAGACUCUGAAGAAAGCUCUGACUCAACUGCAGGACACUCUACAGGAGAAACUCACACUAACUGUGCUGAAGAGGAUGCAGCAGUAUGAAGUGGAUGUGACUCUGGAUCCUGAUACAGCUCAUCCUAGACUCAUCCUGUCUGAUGAUGGAAAACAAGUGAGACAUGGAGACAUUGAGCAGAAACUCCCAGACAACCUGAAGAGAUUUAAUUACUGUGUAGAUGUCCUGGGAAAGGAGGGAUUCUCCUCAGGGAGAUUUUAUUAUGAGGUGCAGGUGAAGGGAAAGACUAAAUGGGAUUUAGGAGUGGCCAGAGAAUCCAUUAACAGGAAGGGAGAGAUCACAAUGACUCCCAGUAAUGGAUUCUGGACUGUAUGGCUGAGGAAUGGGAAUGAAUAUGCGGCUCUCUCUGCUUCUCCUGUCCGUCUGUGUCUGAGAGUGAAGCCGCAGCGGGUCGGUGUGUUUGUGGAUUAUGAGGAGGGUCUGGUCUCCUUUUAUGAUGUGGAGUCCAGCUCUCAUAUCUACUCUUUCACUGGUCAGUCUUUCACUGACAAACUCUAUCCAUAUUUUUGCCCGUGCCUUAAUGAUGGAGGUAAAAACUCAACUCCACUGAUCAUCACACCUGUCAAAUACAAUAAAUGAAUUUACACUCCUAAUUUGAAAUACUUAAUGAAUAUAAUGCUUCAUAUGAUUAAUGUUUAAAAAUGGAUGAUCUUAAUGGAACUGAAUCAACACUGAACUGACUUCAGCUGAACAAUGACACUAUUUUUAUAUUUUAUAUUUACUAUUUUAGAGCUGCUGUACAGUCGAAAUGAACUGUUUGCAUCGUUGAAUCAUUUUCCUGUUAUCACUGUAAAGCUGCUUUGAAACAGUCUGUAUUGUAUAAAACACUUUAUAAAUAAAGGUGACUGGCCUGAUUUUUAUAUUUCAGGUUUACAACCAUAA